CACCGGGGAAGAAGAUGAUGCUGGGUUUGCUCCCCACAGAGAUCGGCAGCCUCAAGAUUGGAUGCCCAAAGGGCGCUUGAGCGAAGACCCACGAACGAUUUUCAGCGAAAAGGAUGGAUGGCAAGACAAGGAAGACAUGGAGGAAAAGGCGGGUGCUUGUUCUUGCACUACCAUGGAAGAUCAAGACUACACUGGGGAAGAAAAUGGUGUAAUGCCAUUGGAGCGAACUGUUGCGCAUUUUUCUGAUCUCGGACGAAAAGACGUCCUGGCAGACCUAGCGGCUGUAGAUUAAGCUAUAACAGACUACUAGUUUAUAACACUCGCAUGGAAAUAGUAUAGGCAGAGGGCUCUACUCGCAUGAGUAUAGUAGAAGUUAGAUUCAAAAUAGUUGGAUUCAAAGUACUUAGACUCAAAAUAGUUGGAUUCAAAGUACUUAGAUUCAAAAUAAUAUAGUGAGAUGAAGAGAGGUAGUAAGCCUUAGAGUUCCCUUCAUGACUAUAGUUAGAUGAAGCUGUAAGUUAGAUGAAGGUCCUGACGCUUUCUCUCGUACCAAGGCUCAUGAUAAUUCAUUUUCACUUCCCACAGGGCUGGGUGAACCCAGUCAAGUCGGACCACAUAUGAAUAAUAUUGUGAGCGCUAAGCAGAGAAAAUGAUGAGCGAGCUGAAGAUCGCGCGUGGUGAUGGUACCAGUCUAAGUUAAGGACGAUAGGCGAGACCCAUACUUAUACACUUGUGAAUCCACUAUCACUAGAAGUACUAUUGAUUAUGAACGUAUUAGCAUGAUCAAAGCCAGGUGGAACGAGUAUCACUAGAAGUACUAUUGAUUAUGAUAGUGUGUUGAUUAAUACCAGGAAUAGUAAUAAGAUUUUUGUUCCAAUUAGUUCCCUCUUCUAAAAAGAGAUAGGUCUACUUCUAUCUUUGGUUUUCCUGGUUCUGGACAGCUCUGGGUCUUCCCGGUUCUCGAUAAGUCUAAGAAAUCAACAGUGAUCUUAUUACGACGUCCACUAAGCAAAGAGUGAUCCGUUUAGUCCAGCCUCCGCAUCAACUGCUUCUGGAGGAAUCUCUCCAACGUCAAUGCCAGAGAUGUUGAGCGGAGUAUUCAGAGACUUGUUUUCUCCGACUGCUCGUUUGACUGGUGGUUCCUUGAAAGACCAGACGACCUGCGAUGCAGGAGAUGCUCAAAAAAUGUCUGCCAGACGAAAUGGAUCGACCAGGAAGGGCUUAGAAGUUGGAAACAAUAAUUGCACAGAACGGCAUGAAAAAUCCGAUGCAGCUUAUUCAACAGAGGGGCUCCAAGUAGACAGGUUCAAGUUGAUGGAAGAACACGAUGAAACACAGUGUAAACACGGCGAAAUAUCUGGAGCUCAAAGGGAUCCUGUAUCCUCUACUAGUACUCCGGUAGCUUGUUUACAGACAAGCUCGUUGUCAUCGAUGACCCGCGAAGAGCAGACCGCUUUCAUUGAAGCUAAGUUGUGGCACAUUGAGAAAACUGAGCUUGUCAAUCCUGGAGGACCUUUACAGGACAUUGGAAAGGCGCAGCUUGUCAAUUCUGUUGCAGUUCCCGUCCGAGCUAUGGGGGACUGCGAGGCCGGCGGGCAUAUGCGUGAUUCUGUCAAACAGGGUACUGAAGAAAAUGCUUCUGUGAGAGGGGCUUUUGGGGCGGAUGCUUUUGUCAAACGCAGCGCAGACAAGAACUCUGGCCACUGAGCGCUCAUCCUUGCCGAGGCAUUGUCGUGUCACGAAACAUAUUAUUAUUUAUUAAAUAUGAAGAGUCGUUUCUUGAAUUCUGAGGCCACUGAGAUUAUUACACGGAAAAACUAUUUCCUCUUACACUGAAAAAAAUACGUGACCAAGCGACCACGCGGUGAUAUCUUCGAGAAUAUCCUAAUUGUCGUCGAAAACAAGGGGUAAGGAUAAAGCAAGAAGAAUAUGAAGGGAACUACUAGUAGAAAGACAAAAAGGGAUAACCAGAACGGUGGAUGCACUUUCGAUAGUAGUUGGAGAAGGCGAAACUGCUAGCGCCUUUGAUAGUAGUGGAACGCGAUGAGAACGCUACUGGUCCUUUGCGUUGCUGUGAAAUGGACUACCAGAACUUUUUUUGUAAGCGAUGUAGAAACCUCAGAGGCUUUUAUUCUCCUGCCUCUUAGUAAAAGGCGCCUUUCACGCUUUUGUAUGGAGACUGAACUAUUUUCUUCUCCUAUCCUACAGAGGACUUUUGCAAAAAGAUCAAAAAGGAAAUAUCGUACGAGUAUCCG
Molecule: messenger RNA, 2255 nt
Organism: Amoebophrya sp. A25
Lineage: Eukaryota; Dinophyceae; Syndiniales; Amoebophryaceae
Source: the annotation of a GenBank genome assembly